Molecule: messenger RNA, 1722 nt
Organism: Glycine soja
Lineage: Eukaryota; Viridiplantae; Streptophyta; Magnoliopsida; Fabales; Fabaceae
Exons: 2
Coding region: 528-1316 (262 amino acids)
Source: RefSeq, a predicted model, not a curated record
GGUGAAGACGCAGAAUUGACCGGCGGGCGGCCUGCAAUUCUGUUCCUUGUUCGAUUAAGUUAUAAAAAUCAAUAAGGCAACGCCAGCCUCGUUUUCCAACCAAAACUUCCAAAACCCAUUCUACGACGUCGUUUUUUUUUCACCUUCCGUUUUUUCCCCUUUGUUUCAUGCCAUUCGCAACGGUUAAAGAGCGAGAGUGACUGAGAGCGGUCGAUCGAUCGAUCGAGAGAGAGAGAGAGAAAGAGAGAGCCCGAUCUUCCUCUAUCGAUCUCUGCUCUUUCCUCUCCGCUUUCCAGAUUCGCCGCAUUUUGCAAUUCCUAAAGAAAUCCAAAAUCGAAAUCGCGUUCCGUUGGCUCUCGAUUCCCACGCUCCACGUUCACGAUUUUGAUUGAGAUGAAACUUGAAAGGGCUUGAUAGUCAACAAGGGAAGAGAAAAUGCUGAUGCCCAGGUUCAUGGGAAAGUGCUUCUGUUUUGGGCAAUGGCUGCAAUGAUUACUGCCUUUGCAUUGUAAAUUUGGUCAUCUUUCAUGAUGUGGAGUUUUGCAUCAAAUGCCCUUACAAGCAUUGGAUUGAAAAGAGGCUCCAAACAGCCAAGUCAAACUUCUGCUGAAUGCUCAGAUGAUGAGGUCUGCUCUAAUGCCAGCAGAGACGAAGGGCUGGAAUGCCCAAUAUGUUGGGAAUCUUUCAACAUAGUUGAGAAUGUGCCCUACGUCUUAUGGUGUGGCCACACCCUCUGUAAAAAUUGCAUCCUAGGACUGCAAUGGGCAGUGGUGAAAUUUCCUACUCAGCAAAUCAAGAUUCCAUUCUUCAUUUCUUGUCCAUGGUGCCACCUGUUAUCAUUCCGGAUCAUUUACAAGGGGAAUCUUAAAUAUCCUUGCAAGAACUUCUUCCUUCUCUGGAUGGUUGAGAGCCUGAAUGGUGAUAGGCAUAAAGUCUUUUCCACUUGCACAGACAACCAACCAAUCUGGUCUCCCAAGUGCAACCUUCUGGGAAGCCAAGUUACUAAUUGUAACCUAAGAAGGGCCUCAGUAAGUCCUUGUUCUAGAUUGUUGGGAUCUAACCGCGAUGUUCGUGACAAUGAUGGAGAAACACACCACUUUUCCCUUCAUAAAUCCCUCGAUUUCUUCCUUCACUUUACAUCCAAGUUCCCAUUGGUUGUCAUUUUCCUUCUGAUUGCCCUUUUCUUAGUUCCCUGCAGUGCUGUUAUUCUAGUCCUAUACUUUCUAGUCACUAUUGUUUUUGCUAUACCAUCAUUCCUCGUCUUGUACUUUGCAUACCCUACGAUCCAGAGGCUGGUAAGAGAAAUAACAUCUUAAGAUAUAUAUAGCCUUCAGCAGACUGUUACAUCAUGUCAAUCCGACUUCAGCAAAGAGCAAUAUAUAUCUUUGGAUUGAUUGUUGUACUUUGGUAAUUUCUUUCUUUGUUACUUUUAGGUUUUGUAUUCUUAUGGUUCUAUAUCUUUUGUAAUUUUUGUGCAACUUUCGUAUCAACUUUAAGUUGAAAAUCUUGAGAGGAACUUUAUUUUUUAGCAGUUGUAUUUUUAUUAUUAAUUUCCUUUUUUUUUCUUUUUCUUAAGUGUGUAAUUAUAUUUUGUACAGAGAACAAGGUUCACUUGCCGAAAAGUUGAUGUAUUCGAAUGACUAUGGCUAUGUGAUCCUUAUAGAAAAUGUUUCAUGCAAUAUCUAAGUCCGGGGCUUGAUUUGUACCUGAGAUUUAAAAUGU